Molecule: messenger RNA, 2881 nt
Organism: Oncorhynchus keta (chum salmon)
Lineage: Eukaryota; Metazoa; Chordata; Actinopteri; Salmoniformes; Salmonidae
Exons: 2
Coding region: 1-2016 (671 amino acids)
Source: RefSeq, a predicted model, not a curated record
AUGCCUGUUAAAUCAGUUUCUGGACCACAGGUUCUCGAACAGCUUCUAUCCCAGUUCUAUCUGCCUGUUAAAUCCGUUUCUGGACCACAGGUUCUAAAACAGCUUCUAUCCCAGUUAUAUCUGCCUGUUAAAUCAGUUUCUGGACCACAGGUUCUCGAACAGCUUCUAUCCCAGUUCUAUCUGCCUGUUAAAUCAGUUUCUGGAUCACAGGUUCUAGAACAGCUUCUAUCCCAGUUCUAUCUGCCUGUUAAAUCAGUUUCUGGACCACAGGUUCUCGAACAGCUUCUAUCCCAGUUCUAUCUGCCUGUUAAAUCCGUUUCUGGUCCACAGGUUCUAAAACAGUUUCUAUCCCAGUUAUAUCUGCCUGUUAAAUCAGUUUCUGGACCACAGAUUCUAUCCCAGCUAUAUAUGCCUGUUAAAUCAGUUUCUGGACCACAGGUUCUCGAACAGCUUCUAUCCCAGUUCUAUCUGCCUGUUAAAUCCGUUUCUGGUCCACAGGUUCUAAAACAGUUUCUAUCCCAGUUAUAUCUGCCUGUUAAAUCAGUUUCUGGAUCACAGGCUCUAGAACAGCUUCUAUCCCAGUUCUAUCUGCCUGUUAAAUCAGUUUCUGGACCACAGAUUCUAUCCCAGCUCUAUAUGCCUGUUAAAUCAGUUUCUGGACCACAGGUUCUAGAACAGCUUCUAUCCCAGUUCUAUAUGCCUGUUAAAUCAGUUUCUGGAUCACAGGUUCUAGAACAGCUUCUGUCCCAGUUCUAUCUGCCUGUUAAAUCAGUUUCUGUACCACAGGUUCUAGAACAGCUUCUGUCCCAGUUCUAUCUGUCUGUUGAAUCAGUUUCUGGACCACGGGUUCUAGAACAGCUUCUAUCCCAGUUGUAUCUGCCUGUUAAAUUAGUUUCUGGAUCACAGGUUCUAGAACAGCUUCUGUCCCAGUUCUAUCUGUCUGUUGAAUCAGUUUCUGGACCACAGGUUCUAGAACAGCUUCUAUCCCAGUUCUAUCUGCCUGUUAAAUCAGUUUCUGGACCACAGAUUCUAUCCCAGCUCUAUAUGCCUGUUAAAUCAGUUUCUGGACCACAGGUUCUAGAACAGCUUCUAUCCCGGUUCUAUAUGCCUGUUAAAUCAGUUUCUGGAUCACAGGUUCUAGAACAGCUUCUGUCCCAGUUCUAUCUGCCUGUUAAAUCAGUUUCUGUACCACAGGUUCUAGAACAGCUUCUGUCCCAGUUCUAUCUGUCUGUUGAAUCAGUUUCUGGACCACGGGUUCUAGAACAGCUUCUAUCCCAGUUGUAUCUGCCUGUUAAAUUAGUUUCUGGAUCACAGGUUCUAGAACAGCUUCUGUCCCAGUUCUAUCUGCCUGUUAAAUCAGUUUCUGUACCACAGGUUCUAGAACAGCUUCUGUCCCAGUUCUAUCUGUCUGUUGAAUCAGUUUCUGGACCACAGGUUCUAGAACAGCUUCUAUCCCAGUUCUAUCUGCCUGUUAAAUCAGUUUCUGGACCACAGAUUCUAUCCCAGCUCUAUAUGCCUGUUAAAUCAGUUUCUGGACCACAGGUUCUAGAACAGCUUCUAUCCCAGUUCUAUAUGCCUGUUAAAUCAGUUUCUGGAUCACAGGUUCUAGAACAGCUUCUGUCCCAGUUCUAUCUGCCUGUUAAAUCAGUUUCUGUACCACAGGUUCUAGAACAGCUUCUGUCCCAGUUCUAUCUGUCUGUUGAAUCAGUUUCUGGACCACGGGUUCUAGAACAGCUUCUAUCCCAGUUGUAUCUGCCUGUUAAAUUAGUUUCUGGAUCACAGGUUCUAGAACAGCUUCUGUCCCAGUUCUAUCUGUCUGUUGAAUCAGUUUCUGGACCACAGGUUCUAGAACAGCUUCUAUCCCAGUUCUAUCUGCCUGUUAAAUUAGUUUCUGGAUCACAGGUUCUAGAACAGCUUCUGUCCCAGUUCUAUCUGUCUGUUGAAUCAGUUUCUGGACCACAGGUUCUAGAACAGCUUCUAUCCCAGUUCUAUCUGUCUGUUAAAUCAUCAACCUAAACUGUUUCCAUCAGACUAUUAGAACAUGACUGAACCUUUUGGUUCCUUUUCUGAUCUUUUACCACUUUGCAUUUUUAUGAUAUAUUUUACUGUUUGUGUUUGUACCACAGGAGGUUGGUGGGACCUUAAUUGGGGAGGACAGGCUUGUAAUGGCUGGAGGGGAAUAAGUAGAAUGGUAUCAAACACGUGGUUUCCAUGUGUUCCAUUUCAUUCACUCUGUUCCAGACAUUAUUAUGAGCCGUCCUCCCCUCACCAGCCUCCACUGGUAUGUACUGUCCUAUAUGUGAGAGAGAUCCAACAAGGAAUUACAAUGUAUGUAUUACUUUUAAUACCUGCAAAUGGCAAAUAAACUACUAGAACUCCUUAUGAAUGUCUGCAGCCGACUAGACUGUUGGCGUCUGACAAGAGAUGAAAAUAUUACAGGAAUAUUCUGCAAAUGUUGAUGAAGACGUCACUCAAUCCCCCCAAAACAACAUGCAGUCUUUCCACAAGACUCCCAUGAAGUUAUAGUGUGACGUUAUGAGUUGACGUUAAAGUAACAUUCUCAGAACAUACUGCACUUGUUUUAUACUGUUUUAGAUGGAUCCUCUGUUUAUCAUCUUGUUUUAUACUGUUUUAGAUGGAUCCUCUGUUUAUCAUCUUGUUUUAUACUGUUUUAGAUGGAUCCUCUGUUUAUCAUCUUGUUUUAGAUGGAUCCUCUGUUUAUCAUCUUGUUUUAUACUGUUUUAGAUGGAUCCUCUGUUUAUCAUCUUGUUUUAUACUGUUUUAGAUGGAUCCUCUGUUUAUCAUCUUGUUUUCUACUGUUUUAGAUGGAUCCUCUGUUUAUCAUAUUGACCCAAAAUAAAAUGUAACAUUUGACAUUGUA